Messenger RNA from Ruditapes philippinarum (Manila clam), 1228 nucleotides. Its product is annotated as protein broad-minded-like. The record is from RefSeq and is a predicted model, not a curated record. The transcript has 12 exons. NCBI's taxonomy places the organism in Eukaryota, Metazoa, Mollusca, Bivalvia, Venerida, Veneridae. The annotation marks the transcript as partial.
AUGGCGCUGAAAGGACUAGAGAGUGAGGAAUUAGUUCAGAACCUGAGGCAGCUAGUCAUCAGUUUUGAGCCUCAUAUCAGGGAAGCAGGAUCUACUGAACAUGUUGAAGAAACUUUACAUCAUCUUGAAGAAAAUGAUGAAAAUUUUCACAGAUAUGAGUUUGUGAAGCAGUUAAAGAAGAAGAUAGAUGAGAUUUUGGGACCACAGAUCGAAGAUGAAAUUGAGAAACAUGGAGGACGAGUGGAUGGCCAGGAAACUCUUGUCAACAAAAUUGCUGAAAGAAUUAUUAAGUCAAAACCGUGUGCAGAUUUAACAAAGAAAUUAAAGUCUAACGUGGUUGAAGCUAUGAAUGAACUGGUGAAGAAUUUUGAUGCCGAGUUUGGUGUAGGAAGUCACAGUGCUGGGCGAUACCCAAAUAAGGAUGAUAGAAUGAGACCGUUUCAUGACUCCGAAGAAACUGAGUCUUCAUUAGACAGCUCUUAUAAUCAUGGCAGUUUAUUUAUGAAUUCAGAAUAUCUUCAACAAGUUUCUGAAAAGAUGAGUAAAACAAAGGAUGUUGCGACAAGACGUGAAGCUCUACAGAACAUGAACACUGUAAGAAUUGAUGAUGUAAUUAGCUGUGAUCAUUUCCAAGUCAUCAAGAAACAUAUCCUAGAUGCUCUUCUAGAUUCUGAUGAUCAAAUUGUGACAUUAUCUCUGAAAUUUGUGACGAGAGCUUUUAGCACACCAUCUCCACAUACCAAAGACAUUUAUACACUUCUUACUGAGCAUUUGAUUUGUCAUUUUCACAACCGUAAGAGUAAUAUGCCAAAGAUAAAGAAUGGGUUGGAUAUUGCCAGACCUGAAAUACGGAGAAUUCUGACAGCUUUCCGCCUAAUGAAUGAAUUUCAACAAGAAACAAUUAAUUACUGGAUAAGAUAUCCGGAACAGUAUUUAGAAGAAGUGUUAGUCAGUACCCUCAAUCUGCUGUCAAUACACCAUGUGGGUACAGUCGGGACGUCCCAGGGUCUGUCUCCCGUACAUUUCGUCGCACUAAUUGAUACAAAGGCUCAGUGGUUUAUCAAGUGGAUUCAUGGGAAUUUUCAGCAGAAGCUUCUUGUUAGACUUGUAGAGAAUGCUGUCAAAAAUUGUUUAGAAUUUUCCGCAGCAAGAAAAAGAACAGGAGAUCGUAUUACAGCAGGGGCCGAGUUAGAAUAUGCAUACUUCAUUCAUUCAGCUUGCGUUAUUG